AUGAUUACAAGACAAACUUCGAAGAAAAAGAGCAAUGAGGAGACUGCCAAUCUAGUGAUCAACGAUCCUAGAGCCUACAAUCAAGCAAUGAAGACCAAGGAUAACGACCUAUGGACUGUUGCGAUUAAGUCCGAACUUGACUCAUUAAAGCAGAACGGCACGUGGAAAACAGUGAUGAAGACAGAAGACAUGAAAAUACUGAGUACCAAAUGGGUAUUUAAGACCAAGACCAACGCACAAGUCUUUGGUGAGAAUUUCACGCUUACAAAUGCGCCUGUCAUGGAAAUGAUCACUGCCAAAGUGAUAUUGGCAAUGGCGCAACACUGGAAGGUACCAGCUAGACACGGAGAUAAGCCUAAUGCUUACGUCAAAGCAUCCGCUGAAAAAGAAUUCCCCAUUUGUAUUAAGAUUCCACAAGGGAUGGAGAUACGGGAUCAAGUAUUGAAGGAGUUGGGUGUGAAUUCUGUAUAUGAAAUCGUAUUGUUACUACUUCAAAGCCUUUACGGCUUGAAACAAGCCGGUGGAAUCGGAAAAUUGAUCGAUUUGGGAUUGAAGCAAUCGAUUGUUGAAUUAUGUUUAUUUUAUGAGAAGGAUGAUCGUGGAAUCUUACUCGUUGUAAUUUCGUGGAUGAUCUAUUGGUCACUAGGACCAAUGACGACUUAG
Molecule: messenger RNA, 663 nt
Organism: Plasmopara halstedii
Lineage: Eukaryota; Oomycota; Peronosporomycetes; Peronosporales; Peronosporaceae
Product: FOG: Transposon-encoded proteins with TYA, reverse transcriptase, integrase domains in various combinations
Exons: 2
Coding region: 1-663 (220 amino acids)
Source: RefSeq, a predicted model, not a curated record